Messenger RNA from Neomonachus schauinslandi (Hawaiian monk seal), 3162 nucleotides. RefSeq names its product ADAM metallopeptidase domain 22 (gene ADAM22). Gene Ontology annotation, cellular component: postsynaptic density membrane. Bases 1 to 2895 code for a protein of 964 amino acids. Gene Ontology annotation, biological process: proteolysis. NCBI's taxonomy places the organism in Eukaryota, Metazoa, Chordata, Mammalia, Carnivora, Phocidae. Gene Ontology annotation, molecular function: metalloendopeptidase activity. The transcript has 32 exons. The record is from RefSeq and is a predicted model, not a curated record.
AUGCAGGCGGCGGCGGCUGCGUCGGUGCCCUUCUUGCUGCUCUGCGCCCUGGGGACCUGCCCCCCGGCACGCUGCGGCCGGGCAGGAGACGCCUCGUUGACGGAGCUGGAGAGGAGGAACGAAAACCGCUUCCUGGAGCGCCAGAGCAUCGUGCCACUCCGGCUCCUCUACAGCUCGGGCGGCGAAGACGAAACUGGACACGACGCACUCGACACGCGGGUGCGGGGCCACCCCGGCGGCGGGCAGUUGACUCAUGUUGACCAGGCAAGCUUCCAGGUUGAUGCCUUUGGAACAUCCUUUAUUCUUGACGUCGAGCUAAACCACGAUUUGCUGUCCUCUGAAUACGUAGAGAGACACGUUGAACAUGGAGGGAAGACGGUGGAAGUUAAAGGAGGAGAACACUGCUACUACCAGGGCCACAUCCGAGGAAACCCUGCUUCAUUUGUUGCAUUGUCCACGUGCCACGGACUUCAUGGGAUGUUCUAUGAUGGGAACCACACCUAUCUCAUUGAACCAGAAGAAAAUGACACCUCCCAAGAGGAUUUCCAUUUUCAUUCAGUUUACAAGUCCAGACUGUUUGAAUUUCCCUUGGAUGAUCUUCCAUCUGAAUUUCAACAAGUACACAUUACUCCACCAAAAUUUAUUUUGAAGCCAAGACCAAAAAGAAGUAAACGGCAGCUUCGUCGACAUCCUCGUAACAUAGAGGAGGAGACCAAAUAUAUUGAGCUGAUGAUUGUCAACGAUCAUCUAAUGUUUAAAAAACAUCGGCUUUCAGUUGUACAUACCAAUACAUAUGCGAAAUCUGUGGUGAACAUGGCAGAUUUAAUAUAUAAAGACCAACUGAAGACAAGGAUAGUAUUGGUUGCUAUGGAAACCUGGGCAGCUGACAACAAGUUCGCCAUAUCUGAAAAUCCAUUGAUCACUCUACGUGAGUUUAUGAAAUACAGGAGGGAUUUUAUCAAAGAGAAGAGUGAUGCAGUUCACCUUUUUUCGGGAAGUCAAUUUGAGAGUAGCCGGAGCGGGGCAGCUUAUAUUGGUGGGAUUUGCUCGUUGCUGAAAGGAGGAGGCGUGAAUGAAUUUGGGAAAACUGAUUUAAUGGCAGUUACUCUCGCCCAGUCAUUAGCCCAUAAUAUUGGUAUUAUCUCAGACAAAAGAAAGUUAGCAAGUGGUGAGUGUAGAUGUGAGGACACAUGGUCUGGAUGCAUAAUGGGAGACACUGGGUAUUAUCUUCCUAAAAAGUUCACCCAGUGUAAUAUUGAAGAGUAUCAUGACUUUCUGAAUAGUGGAGGUGGUGCCUGCCUUUUCAACAAACCUUCUAAGCUUCUUGAUCCUCCUGAGUGUGGAAAUGGCUUCAUUGAAACUGGAGAGGAGUGUGACUGUGGGACGCCGGCAGAGUGUGUCCUUGAAGGAGCAGAAUGUUGUAAGAAAUGCACCUUGACUCAAGACUCUCAAUGCAGUGAUGGUCUCUGUUGUAAAAAGUGCAAGUUUCAGCCCAUGGGGACCGUGUGCCGAGAAGCAGUAAACGAUUGCGAUAUUCGUGAAACGUGCUCAGGAAAUUCAAGCCAGUGUGCCCCAAAUAUUCAUAAAAUGGAUGGAUAUUCAUGUGAUGGUAUUCAGGGGAUUUGCUUUGGAGGAAGAUGUAAAACCAGGGAUAGGCAAUGCAAAUACAUCUGGGGGCAAAAGGUGAUGGCAUCAGACAAAUACUGCUAUGAGAAACUGAAUAUCGAAGGGACGGAGAAGGGGAACUGUGGGAAAGACAAAGACACAUGGAUACAGUGCAACAAACGGGAUGUGCUUUGUGGUUACCUUUUGUGCACCAAUAUUGGUAAUAUCCCCAGGCUUGGAGAACUUGAUGGUGAAAUCACAUCUACUUUGGUUGUGCAGCAGGGAAGGACAUUAAACUGCAGUGGUGGGCAUGUGAAGCUUGAAGAAGAUGUCGAUCUUGGCUAUGUGGAAGAUGGGACACCUUGUGGUCCCCAAAUGAUGUGCUUAGAACACAGGUGUCUUCCUGUGGCUUCCUUCAACUUUAGUACUUGCUUAAGCAAUAAAGAAGGCACUGUUUGUUCAGGAAAUGGAGUUUGCAGUAAUGAGCUGAAGUGUGUCUGUAACAGACACUGGAUUGGUGCAGACUGCAGCACAUACUUCCCUCACAAUGAUGAUGCAAAGACUGGCAUAACUCUGUCAGGCAAUGGUGUCGCUGGUACCAAUAUCAUAAUAGGCAUAAUCGCUGGCACCGUCUUAGUGCUGGCCCUCAUAUUAGGAAUAACUGCAUGGGGUUAUAAAAAUUAUCGAGAACAGAGACAGUUACCCCAGGGAGAUUAUGUAAAAAAGCCUGGAGAUGGCGACUCUUUUUAUAGCGACAUUCCUCCUGGAGUCAGCACAAACUCAGCAUCUAGUUCUAAGAAGAGGUCUGCUUUUCUGUCGCAUUUUCAGAUUUCUACCUGUUCCAUCACACAUUAUUCCAUUAGUCAGAACAUUUCAUUAUUUUGCAGCAGGUCGAAUGGACUUUCUCAUUCUUGGAGUGAAAGGAUCCCGGACACAAAACAUAUUUCAGACAUCUGUGAAAAUGGACGACCUCGAAGCAACUCUUGGCAAGGUAACCUGGGAGGCAACAGAAAGAAAAUCAGAGGCAAACGAUUUAGACCUCGGUCUAAUUCAACUGAGUAUUUAAACCCAUGGUUCAAAAGAGACUAUAAUGUAGCUAAGUGGGUAGAAGAUGUGAAUAAAAACACUGAAGGACCAUACUUUAGGACUCUGUCUCCUGCCAAGUCUCCCUCUUCAUCAACUGGGUCUAUUGCCUCCAGCAGAAAAUACCCAUACCCAAUGCCUCCACUUCCUGACGAAGAGAAGAAAGUGAACCGACAAAGUGCCAGGCUAUGGGAGACCUCCAUUUAAGAUCCACUGUUUACAUGUGAUACAUCAAAACUGUUUACUUCAACUUUUAUAGAAACCCAGCCUCAUGGAAUCACUGCAAAUCUAUCUGCUCUUCAGACAAUACAAAGACCCUCUGAGAUGCCCCAGAGGAGAGGAAGCCGAGUCUCACAUCUGGGUACCAUUUUCUUUUUGUCAUUGGCUUAGGAUCUAAGUGAACCCUGGAAAGAACUACUGAAAUGUUACACUAUAACAGGGGAACAAUAAAGGUAUUGGUAUGCUCCUGGAUAA